UUGACCGCACCCUCUUCCCCCGCGUGGCCGGGCCUGACGUCACAAGGCACCCAGCCGCCGGCGCCCCGCGGUGCGCACCCCGAGCCCCGACCGGUCGCGGCUGCUUUCCGGGCGCUCACCGCCAGGCGCGCGCGUGCCCGCCCGCGUCCCUCCUCCCCCGCUCCCCUCCUCCGUUCCUGUCACCGCCAGCAAAGCGCCGCUGAAGAUGGCGAGCCUGGCGCCCGGGGAGCACGCCGCGCAAGGAUGCCCAGCUCCGGCUGCUGCGGAGGAACAGGCGCCGCGGCCGGGAGUUCCCGGGGAGGAGGCUGCAUCGGAGGCAGGGCGGGCGGGCGCGGGGCCGCAGGUGGAGGAGGCCGCGGGCAAGGUGGCCGCCGCCCUGACCUGGCUGCUCGGGGAGCCGGUGCUGUGGCUGGGCUGCCGCGCCGACGAGCUCCUGAGCUGGAAGAGGCCGCUGCGCAGCCUGCUCGCCUUCCUGGGUGCCAACCUGCUGUUCUGGUUCCUUGCAUUGACUCCAUGGAGAGUUUAUCAUCUCAUUUCCGUCAUGAUACUUGGGCGUGUUAUCAUGCAAAUCAUCAAGGACAUGGUUUUGUCUAGGACAAGAGGUGCACAGUUGUGGAGAAGCCUCAGUGAAAGCUGGGAGGUUAUCAAUUCCAAGCCAGAUGAAAGACCCAGACUGAGCCACUGCAUUGCAGAAUCAUGGAUGAAUUUCAGCAUAUUUCUUCAAGAAAUGUCUCAUUUUAAACAGCAGAGCCCUGGCAAGUUUUGUCUCCUGGUCUGCAGUGUGUGCACAUUUUUUACAAUCUUGGGAAGUUACAUUCCUGGAGUCAUACUCAGCUACCUACUGUUACUGUUUGCUUUUUUGUGUCCGCUGUUUAAAUGUAACGAUAUUGGACAAAAAAUAUACAGCAAAAUCAAGUCCACUCUAUUGAAACUAGAUUUUGGAAUUGGAGAAUAUAUUAACCAGAAGAAACGUGAGAGAGCUGAAGCAGAUAAAGAAAAAAGUCACAAAGAUGACAGUGAAUUAGACUUUUCAGCUCUUUGUCCUAAGAUUAGCCUCACGGUUGCUGCCAAAGAGUUAUCUGUGUCAGACACAGAUGUGUCAGAAGUCUCUUGGACUGAUAAUGGGACCUUCAACCUUUCAGAAGGGUACACUCCACAGACAGACACUUCUGAUGAUCUUGACCGGCCCAGUGAAGAGGUUUUCUCUCGAGAUCUUUCAGGUUUUCCAUCUCUGGAAAAUGGCGCAGGAACAAAUGAUGAAGAUGAGCUAAGCCUCGGCUUACCCGCUGAGCUCAAGAGAAAAAAGCAACAGUUGGAUGGUGGUCACAGACCAAGCAAAGAUGAGCAGUCAGCAGCUGGCCUUGUCCUUCCUCUGAGCAGUGACCAAGCCCUUCACUUGAUGAGCAACCUGGCUGGGGACGUCAUCACAGCUGCCAUGACGGCUGCUAUCAAAGACCAGCUAGAAGGGGCCCAGCAGGCAUUUGCUCAGGCUGCACCCACUCUAGGAGAGGACACAGACACCGAGGAAGGUGAUGAUUUUGAACUACUUGACCAGGCAGAGCUAGAUCAAAUUGAGAGCGAACUGGGACUAACACAAGACCAAGAUGAAGAAGCACAGCACAGUAGGAAGUCUGCAGGCUUCCUUUCAAAUCUACUUGGAGGCCAUUAAUCUGGGAAUCAGCUUGCAGCAAAGCUCAGAUGAACCACCCAAAAAUUUCAGACAAGCAGGGAAAAAACAAACACAAACACACACAUACACACACACACACACAAA
Messenger RNA from Onychomys torridus (southern grasshopper mouse), 1774 nucleotides. RefSeq names its product reticulophagy regulator 1 (gene Retreg1). Gene Ontology annotation, biological process: reticulophagy; negative regulation of neuron apoptotic process. The record is from RefSeq and is a predicted model, not a curated record. Lineage: Eukaryota; Metazoa; Chordata; Mammalia; Rodentia; Cricetidae. Gene Ontology annotation, cellular component: endoplasmic reticulum membrane.